Messenger RNA from Cricetulus griseus (Chinese hamster), 411 nucleotides. Lineage: Eukaryota; Metazoa; Chordata; Mammalia; Rodentia; Cricetidae. The record is from RefSeq and is a predicted model, not a curated record.
AAGCUAGCCUGCAUCACCAGGUGCAGCAAGCACAUCUUCAAUGCCAUCAAGAUCACCAAGAAUGAGCCAGCCUCAGCCGAUGACUUCCUGCCCACCCUCAUCUACAUCGUCCUGAAGGGCAACCCCCCUCGCCUGCAGUCCAACAUCCAGUACAUCACUCGCUUCUGCAACCCCAGCCGGCUUAUGACUGGCGAGGAUGGCUACUAUUUCACCAACCUAUGCUGUGCUGUGGCUUUCAUUGAGAAAUUAGAUGCUCAGUCUUUGAAUUUAAGUCAGGAGGAUUUUGACCGAUACAUGUCCGGCCAGACUUCCCCAAGGAAGCAGGAGUCUGAGACUUGGUCCCCUGAGGCCUGCUUAGGUGUGAAGCAAAUGUAUAAGAACUUGGACCUCCUGUCUCAGUUGAAUGAACGG